This is a messenger RNA of Propithecus coquereli (Coquerel's sifaka), 2652 nucleotides long. RefSeq names its product methylenetetrahydrofolate reductase (NAD(P)H) (gene MTHFR). Bases 53 to 2020 code for a protein of 655 amino acids. Gene Ontology annotation, molecular function: methylenetetrahydrofolate reductase [NAD(P)H] activity; FAD binding. NCBI's taxonomy places the organism in Eukaryota, Metazoa, Chordata, Mammalia, Primates, Indriidae. The record is from RefSeq and is a predicted model, not a curated record. Gene Ontology annotation, biological process: tetrahydrofolate interconversion. The transcript has 12 exons. Gene Ontology annotation, cellular component: cytosol.
ACGGGCGAGCGUGCGUUCUGAGUCACCCGGUGCCGGAGGCAGGAACCCGGCCAUGGUGAAUGAGGCCAGAGGAAGUGGCUGCCUCAACCCCCGCUCAGAGGGCAGCAGCAGUGGCAGUGAGAAUUCCAAAGAUAGUUCGAGAUGUUCCACGCCGGGCCUGGACCCCGAGCGGCAUGAGAAACUCCGGGAGAAGAUGAGGCGGAGGAUGGAAUCUGGUGACAAGUGGUUCUCCUUGGAAUUCUUUCCUCCUCGAACUGCUCAAGGAGCUGUCAAUCUCAUCUCAAGAUUUGACCGGAUGGCAGCAGGUGGCCCCCUCUUCGUAGAUGUGACCUGGCAUCCCGCAGGGGACCCCGGCUCAGACAAGGAGACCUCUUCCAUGAUGAUCGCCAGCACUGCCGUGAACUACUGUGGCCUGGAAACCAUCCUGCACAUGACCUGCUGCUGUCAGAGCCAGGAAGAGAUCACGGGCCAUCUGCACAAAGCCAAGCAGCUGGGCCUGAAGAACAUCUUGGCGCUGAGGGGAGACCCCACCGGUGACCGUUGGAAAGAGGAGGAAGGAGGUUUCAACUAUGCGGUGGACCUGGUGAAGCACAUCCGAAAUGAGUUUGGUGACUACUUUGACAUCUGUGUGGCAGGUUACCCGAAAGGCCACCCCGAAGCAGAGAGCUUCGAGGCCGACCUGAAGCACUUGAGGGAGAAGGUGUGCGCCGGAGCCGAUUUCAUCAUCACGCAGCUGUUCUUUGAGACCGACACAUUCCUGCGCUUCGUUAAGGCUUGUGCUGACAUGGGCGUCACCUGCCCCAUCCUCCCCGGGAUCUUUCCUAUUCAGGGCUAUCACUCACUCCGGCAGCUUGUGAAGCUGUCCAAGCUGGAAGUGCCACAGAAGAUCAAGGACGUGAUUGAGUCAAUCAAAGACAAUGAUGCUGCCAUCCGCAACUAUGGCAUCGAGCUGGCUGUGAACCUCUGCCAGGAGCUUCUGGCCAGCGGCUUGGUGCCAGGCCUCCACUUCUACACCCUCAACCGAGAGAUGGCCACCACGGAGGUGCUGAAGCGCCUGGGCUUGUGGACUGAGGACCCCAGGCGUCCCCUGCCCUGGGCUGUCAGUGCCCACCCCAAGCGCCGGGAGGAAGAUGUACGUCCCAUCUUCUGGGCCUCCAGGCCAAAGAGUUACAUCUACCGCACCCAGGAGUGGGACGAGUUCCCCAACGGCCGCUGGGGCAAUUCUUCCUCUCCAGCCUUUGGGGAGCUGAAGGACUACUACCUCUUCUACCUGAAAAGCAAGUCCCCCAAGGAAGAGUUGCUAAAGAUGUGGGGGGAGGAGCUGACCAGCGAAGAAAGUGUCUUUGAAGUCUUUGUCCACUACCUCUCGGGAGAGCCAAACCAGAACGGCCAUAAAGUGACUUGCCUGCCCUGGAAUGAUGAGCCCUUGGCGGCCGAGACCAGCCUGAUGAAGGAGGAGCUGCUCCGAGUGAACCGGCAGGGCAUCCUCACCAUCAACUCCCAGCCCAACAUCAACGGGAAGCCGUCCUCCGACCCCAUCGUGGGCUGGGGCCCCAGUGGGGGCUACGUGUUCCAGAAGGCCUACUUAGAGUUCUUCACUUCCCGAGAGACAGCGGAAGCACUUCUGCACGUGCUGAAGAAGUACGAGCUGCGGGUCAAUUACCACAUUGUGGACGUGAAGGGUGAAAACAUCACCAAUGCCCCGGAGCUGCAGCCCAAUGCCGUCACUUGGGGCAUCUUCCCUGGGCGAGAGAUCAUCCAGCCCACAGUGGUGGAUCCCAUCAGCUUCAUGUUCUGGAAGGACGAGGCCUUCGCUCUGUGGAUUGAGCAGUGGGGCAAGCUGUACGACGAGGAGUCCCCAUCCCGCAUGAUCAUCCAGUACAUCCACGACAACUACUUCCUGGUCAACCUGGUGGACAAUGAGUUCCCGCUGGACAACUGCCUGUGGCAGGUGGUGGAAGAUGCAAUUGAGCUUCUCAACAGGCCGACCCAAAGUGAGAGGGAGGCGGAGGCUCCGUGACCCUGUGUCCUGACAUCCCGAGCUGGGGGGUGCUUGUGUCCCACCUUCCUCCUUCCCAGUCCUGGUUCUCCCGGGAACCCUACUCUCCUUCGUUCCGCCCCGAGCCCUGGCCUGCACUGCCAGACGUGAUGAUGGCAGCUGGACUAGUGUGAGGCUCCCAGGCUCCGGCUGGACCUCAGUUGGCCCCACACAGGAGCCAGGUGCUCCCUGCACUGGCCGGGAGUGUGUGCUCUGUUGGUGGUACACCUCCACCCUGCAGAGGACCACAGUGGGGGGCACACCACCCUCCCUGAGAAGGAGGGAGACUGGCUGUUGCCAACUGAGCCCUUGGACCAAGGCAGCCUCUAGGAGCCAGCCUGGUCCUCUCAGUGAGCUUGCACCUGGGGCCCACGUAACACAGGCAAAGCACAUGGCAGCGGGCAUUGGUGCAUCGCGGAAGAGAUGUAGCAAAGGGACGGCGCUGCGCCUUCCCCCUCCUAGACGUUGGCAACCAGGUUCCACCUACCUGUGACUGAAGGGGCAGACACUGCCCUGCCUAGUACUCAGCCGUCCACAGCACCAGGCCCCUGGAUGGGCCUGGGCUGACCCCUAACAAUGCAAGCAGCUCUCACCGUCCCCUCCCUGAGAGCUCA